CUUGAAAGCGGAUGUGGACCAGUCAAAAUCACUUCCGGGGGCAGCCAAGCGCUAUGAGCGCCAACGCGGAGCCGAGGCGGCGCCCCGGAGUUGGGGUCGGCGUGGUGGUGACGAGCUGCGAGCAUCCUCGCUGCGUCCUUCUGGGGAAGAGGAAAGGGUCGUUUGGAGCCGGCAGUUUCCAGCUUCCUGGGGGCCAUUUGGAAUUCGGUGAGACCUGGGAAGAGUGUGCUCAGAGGGAGACCUGGGAAGAGGCUGCGCUCCGCCUGAAGAAUGUGCGUUUCGCCUCCGUGGUGAAUUCUUUCGUUGAGGAGGAGAACUACCAUUAUGUCACCAUACUGAUGAAAGGGGACGUGGACACGGCGCAUGAGUCAGAGCCGAAGAACAUGGAACCGGAAAAAAAUGAAAGUUGGGAGUGGAUUCCUUGGGAAGAAUUUCCUCCAUCAGACCAGCUUUUCUGGGCUCUCCGUUGCUUAAAAGAGCAAGGCUAUGACCCAUUUAGAGAGGACCUGAACCACCUGCACGGGUACAGAGGAGAGCACCUCGAAGGAGCCAAGAAAAUUCCUUGAGUUAAAAAACAAAACAAAACAACAAAAAAAAAAACUUUCAGUAAAUGUUUAGUCUAUGUUUCAGGAUGCUCCCAUUUUAUCUGCAAAACCGUGUGGUCGUAAGUUUAUUUACAGCCUCCUAAAGCAACUCGAACCUGGAACCUGUCCCUGAGUAAGAUGAACAGGAGCUUGUGGCUAAUUAUAUGUACCACUGUAAGUUACCCUCGUCAGCUGCAUGGAGGCAAGUGUAACAGAUUUUGUCUUGCUGUUCUAAUUCAAAUAGAGGUCAAAAUUCAGAUACGGUUAUUCAAGUUUGGAAGAAAUUUGUCCACUGCAAAAUUCGUCGCACUUGUUGUUUUCAAGUAAGUUUCUCCUUACUUGAAAAGAAUUUUUCAACGAUGAUGUGACAUCAUGACAUGUGGUAGGCUGUACUUCCCCGGUUUCCGACGGAAUCUGUGCUAAAUGUGAGACAGACUAAGUUUGGAUCCUACUGCUAAAGGUCAAGCCAGCCGCCUUUCCCUCUCUCUGCCUGAGAUCCUGUAUGUGUCCUUGCGUGGUGGCAUCACACAGAGCAACACACUGGGUCUCCGAGUGUGGGGGAUCUCCCAGAGAUCCUCCAGAACUUUGUGGGACACCAAGGACAAAAGCUGGUUGGUUGGUUGGUUGCUCUCCCCUCUAUCCUCCCACCCCCCAGCAAAUUGUAAAGCUUUCCUAUGAGAGACUGAACUGUGCAGUGUCUCACAGGGCAACAUUGUGUGUGUGUGUGUGUGUGUGUGUGUGUGUGUAAAAAUCACCUUAAUGUAAGGAUCACCCCGGGCACAGUCAAUGUUAAUAGCAGAAGCUUCUAACCAGCCCAUGUUGAUCAGCAUCCAGCCCAGCUAAGCCCUGGAAUGCGUGUGCUGUCUCAUCUUUCCUUAGUCUGGCAGAGCAUGGUUUUCUGGCUGACGUUCCUCCAGCCACUAGCUCUGGCUGCUGCCCAGGCCCCUGGUGAGCUCUUCCUGUGAGGUUGUUUUCCGGUCCCCUCUGCUGCAUAGGUGGCGCCUGAGCUCUGUAUUCCUGUGCUUUGGGCUCUUGUUCCUUCAAUAGCAAUCCUGGUUCACAUGUUUAAUAUAUUUUCUUUGUUUUUUUAUGAGACAGGGUUUCUCUGUGUAGCACUGGCUGUCAUGGAACCUGUUCUGUAGACCAAGCUGGCCUCCAACUCAGAGCUCCGCCCACCUCUGCCUCCCACAUGCUGGGAUUAAAGGCGUGCACCAUCACUGCCCAGAUUAAUUUCUUCUGAUCAGAGCAAAAACAAAGAAGAUGGUGAGGGAACGCAACCGCACCUCCUGUGCACAGCCCUGGCAGAUGGUUGAAGAGUGUUACACAAUCCAGUUAUUUUUAUAAUAUCCAAAUAUCACAAACUUUUACAUUCUUAUUUUUUGACAGGCUGGCUUCCAACUCACUGUCUGAAGCUGAGGAUAACCUUGAACUCCUGAACCUCCUGCCUCAGCCUCCAUGAUGCUAAGAUUCCAACUUCACCCCUCCUCAUCCUCUUGUUAAGUGUGCAGAGCAGCUGUCCAGAGCCACCUGAUGCAUGGUUCAUUUCUGGGUGGUUUGGGUACUGGGGUUUGAACCUAACGCUUCACACAUGACAGGCAAGUGCUGGAACAGACUGCCAAGGCAAGAGAGCCAGCUUCCUCCUGUCGGGUCAGACACAAAAGAGAUUUGCUCCCACGAUAAGAUGAUGACUUUCUCACUGGUGAAUUCUUGCUAGUUUUUGUUUGCUGUUAGUAUGCAUUUGAUUUUUGUGGUCAACAAACUUUUCUCGUUUUAAAUUUCUAAUGUUAAAUAUUUCAUAAAAGCUUAUAAAAAUAAAAUCUGAUUUUUCAGUAAUUUAUAAAGGGAUCAAAAACCUAAGGGCUCCAGAGAUGGGUUUAGUUCAGUGGUAGAGAAUUUGCUAGGUGGGAUUCAGUCCUCAGCACUAAGAAAAAAUUACAAAAGACUAAAGAAAAAAAAUGGCAACCAAAGAUGUUUUGAAUGCUUGCCCAAAGUAUCUAAGAACUGAAUUUUGCUCUUUUAAAACACUAUUAUUGUGAUGUUUGCUAUGGAAAAAAUUUUUAAAUUACACCUAUUUAUAAACCCCAUUUUCUUUCUUCACCUACAUUGUCUCAAUGUUUCCGUUCAAAUUUGAUACAUGUAUACUCCUAAGACUUCUGGGGCUGGGGAGAAGUUGUUGGGUCUUAGAGCCAGCUGACCUGGAACUCACAAUGUACACCAGGAUGGCCUCAAACUCACAUACACCUGCCUGUCACCAAGCCUGGCACAUGUACAUUUUUUUAAAUUUUAUGUUUAUGCUUAUGUGAGAGUGGGAUCCCCUGGAACUGGAGCUAUAGACACCUGUGAGUUGCCAUGUAGAUGCUGGGAAUGGAACCGGGGUUCUCAGGAAGAGCAGUCAGUGCUGUUUAACCUUUGUGCCAUCAUUCCUAUGUGGUUU
Messenger RNA from Microtus ochrogaster (prairie vole), 3018 nucleotides. RefSeq names its product nudix hydrolase 15 (gene Nudt15). The record is from RefSeq and is a predicted model, not a curated record. NCBI's taxonomy places the organism in Eukaryota, Metazoa, Chordata, Mammalia, Rodentia, Cricetidae. Gene Ontology annotation, biological process: dGTP catabolic process. Gene Ontology annotation, cellular component: cytosol. Gene Ontology annotation, molecular function: 8-oxo-7,8-dihydrodeoxyguanosine triphosphate pyrophosphatase activity.